AUGGCAAGUGCCGCGGCAAAAUCCGUCCGCUGCAGUGAAAAUUUCAUUGCCAUUGGAGAAUUAUGCGGAGGACUUUGCAUUUUUGUCGGCCUUGCUCCCGUGAUCAUGCUUGCUAUCCACGGGAUACAUAGCUGGGCUGUGGGCCAGGACGACUUCGAGGUGGCAAAUAUGAGGAGCUUCUCUCUGCAUCCCUUGCGUGCCACUUGCCGCUACGAAGUCUACACGGAGGAGAGCGACUGCGCAAGGGCAGGCUUGCAAGAAGUCUCAGCGGAGACGGGCGUGCCUUUGUUGCAGUGCUCCAGCUGCCGAACUACAGAAGUCUGUCAGCGGCAUGCUGAUUGGGAGGAUGUGCACAAGCCGCCCCUCAGACUCGUGGCCUACAUCACGUUGCAUGGCCGCGACAGUCGCUCCUUCAACGUUGUUGCAGCAGGUGCGUGGGUCCUGGAUUCUUGCCGUGUCGGACAGAGCUGGGUCUGGCACGCGCAGAUCCUGGCCUUGGGCAUCUUCUGCACUUGCCUUGGCUGCCUUCUUUGCCACCUUACCCGGCCCGCGCCGUUCAGGACAAGCGGAAGUCUACGGAGAAACAGGAGAAACAGUCCCGACGUUCCCGACGGCGAGUGGUAUGACUACGACAUGGUGCAAGUUGUAUUUGAGCAGAUGCUGGAGCUGAAGAAGCUCCAGAUGCAAUGCGAGGACAAGGAAAUCAACGAACAAGUGAGCGAAGACGAGGGCGAGGACAAGUCUGGCCCCCCCAGCCCGCAGCUGCAGCGACACAGCGGCAGGAUGUGCGAUUGA
Symbiodinium natans is the source of this 795-nucleotide messenger RNA. The record is from the annotation of a GenBank genome assembly. NCBI's taxonomy places the organism in Eukaryota, Dinophyceae, Suessiales, Symbiodiniaceae.